Molecule: messenger RNA, 518 nt
Organism: Trichomycterus rosablanca
Lineage: Eukaryota; Metazoa; Chordata; Actinopteri; Siluriformes; Trichomycteridae
Product: early boundary activity protein 2-like
Exons: 3
Coding region: 50-400 (116 amino acids)
Biological process (GO): positive regulation of neuron differentiation; negative regulation of Notch signaling pathway
Cellular component (GO): nucleus
Molecular function (GO): DNA binding; transcription corepressor activity
Source: RefSeq, a predicted model, not a curated record
CCCACAUGAGACAGAGAAAGUGUUGCCACCGCCAGAUAAUAAUAAAAAAAUGCAAACACAUGAGACUGUAACUACCUUACCCACACAGGUUAAAAUUGGACCCAACACAGCAAUCACUUCUGAGCAGUAUGCAAAUGUAAAAUGGACAGACCCAAAGAAAUCAACAAAAGAUCUAUUACUGGCUGUUUUUGGGAGAAGAAAGUUGGCGACACACACCUACACAGGGAAGUGCUCAAACGCCUUUAGGGGAAGAGAGGCCAAACCUCAGCUGGAUCCAGACAAAGUGUGUGACAUAAUAAACUACAUCAGGAAAAAAUUUGGCACAGAUAUUAGACUAAUCAAACAAGCCAUUUCCCAAAAGUGUGCAGAUGAAUGUAAAAUGGCGACGAGAAAGAUGUAGGAUUUUGUUGUCUAGCCUUUGUUGCCUUUUUGUCUGUCAAUGUAUUUAUUUGCUUGCAUCAUUGUUUGUCUGUUUGUUACUUAAUUAUAAUAAAAUUGUUUAAAUUACCAAUUAAUAA